AGAAUGGAUAUUGAUAAUUUAUUGUUAAUAUGACUGGGCCUAAGAUCAUCAGCCAAGAAACCUAUGAUGAAGUAGUUGUAGAAAAUGUAAAAGACUUUGACAAACCACUUGAUGAGGCAAUCCAAGACACCAUCCAGGAGUUUGAAGCUCAGGGUGUGUUGCUGGCCAACAUUAUAAAGGAGGUGAAACUGGAUGCCAAUAAUGAGAAGGUGGUUCACCCAGUCCUUGAAAGUUUGGAGGUGAUCAAGUCUGCUACAUCAGAUGACAGAGAUGAACCUGAUUGCCAUGCCACGACUGCACCAGUUGAUCUACUAGGUGCUUUGACCACCUUUUCUGACGAGUGCAAAAUUUCUCUCCCCCAUCGGGUGUUGGCAACUAAAUAUGGUGCUUACUCCUAUCUCAUGCGCCUUCUCAAACAGGCCAAGGAUGAUGGAGAGAAGUUGAGUCGUGGACUGACUGCAAUGCAGGCAUUGAGUGAUGGAAAUCCUGAUGUGUUGGAGGACUCGGGUGUCAAUUUUAUGCUGGAGAUGAUGGAGUGCUGGCAUAGUGACAUGCAGUCCAACAUCAUGGAAGUGCUCGCUCGCUGGUGCCACAGCUGCAACAUCAAGCAUGAAGGCAACCGCCAGCUGCUGUUCAAUGCUGGUGUACCGCACGCGCUUGUGACGUCAUUGCAGGGCUGCAGUGCACAGCAGCACCAGGGCCGCAUGGUCGCCACACUCAAGGCGCUGAGGAGCUUUACUCUGGACGACGAUAUAAGAGUGGAGAUCGGGCGCGCCCACGAGCACUGCCGCCACCUUGUGGAGGAGGAGGGGCUCAUAGCUGUCGCUCUGCAAGUCAUCAAGGGAGCGGUGGCAUGUAGCAUGGCAGGGUUAGCUGGAGAAGCCCUUGCGACGCUGAGCUGCGUGUGCGUGCGGGCCGAAUACUGCCAGCAAGCGACGGAGGCUGGAGCUCUGGACGUCAUCAAUAGCAUCCUCAUUAACUUUCCUGACUCUGCCAUCAUCAACAAACAGAGCAUUGCGCUCAUAGCCACGCUUGCUGGCGAUGACAACGUCAAGUCAUUCGUUAUGAAGAGCGGAACGCCGUCUCUUAUCGUUAAGGCAAUGGAUAAACACCAGCUGAGCGCGGGCGUGUGCAGUGCGGGCUGCAGCGCUGUGUCGAUGCUGGCGUUGCGUCACCCGCAGAACGCAGCUCAGCUCGUCGAUUGCGGGGCGGCCGGAGCGGUACUGCAGGCCAUGAAGCAGCACCAGCACGAGAAGCAGGUCCAGAAAAUGGGGUGCCUCGCCCUGCGCAACUUGUGCUCGCGCAGCCCCCAGGCGGCGGAGCUGCUGCGCCUCAUGCAGGCGGACGGCGUGGUGCAGGCGGCGCUCAGCAACCACGGCGACGCAGUCAAAGACCUGGCCAAGAGCGCCCUCAGGGACAUGGGCGUGGACGUGGCCCUGGAGGAGCGCUGGCACGGCAAGGGCCACGAGCUGGCCAUGGGCGACCCUUGAGCGAUCGUCCGUCGGUUGUGUCCUCGCCUGUUCCAUGCAAUCUCGUACUCAGCUCAGCACUAACCAGGUUCUUCGGGAGGAGCUUUCACUUACGCUGCACGCGCACUGUGACGCCUUUUUUGAUAUAACACGACUAGUGUUAAGACACGUAGACUACCUAGUGCUUAGUUUUUCUACUCACUUUAGAAUUAUUUAUUGUAUGGGAACCAGGAUAAUGCGGUUCUACGUUGUAUUUCUAUUUAUCUCUAACAGCAACAUGUUAUGUUUGUC
This is a messenger RNA of Hyalella azteca, 1760 nucleotides long. Its product is annotated as armadillo repeat-containing protein 6. Bases 30 to 1490 code for a protein of 486 amino acids. The transcript is spliced from 10 exons. The record is from RefSeq and is a predicted model, not a curated record. NCBI's taxonomy places the organism in Eukaryota, Metazoa, Arthropoda, Malacostraca, Amphipoda, Hyalellidae. Gene Ontology annotation, biological process: hematopoietic progenitor cell differentiation.